Molecule: messenger RNA, 2179 nt
Organism: Prunus dulcis (almond)
Lineage: Eukaryota; Viridiplantae; Streptophyta; Magnoliopsida; Rosales; Rosaceae
Product: non-specific lipid-transfer protein 1-like
Exons: 2
Coding region: 1655-2017 (120 amino acids)
Biological process (GO): lipid transport
Cellular component (GO): membrane
Molecular function (GO): lipid binding
Source: RefSeq, a predicted model, not a curated record
ACUUUAUAAGCCGAUGUACUUCUUGCUGAUGUUGGUCCAAGCCAUUCGUUUGGUUCCCACAGCCACUGGUGGUAUUCCUGAGGUAAUAGUAGGUUGAUUUCUGGCUGCCCUGUGGUUCAUUCAGAACUUGCUUUGUGAGAGGAGGCUUAGCAUCUAGUUCACUUCUUUUUUAUUCGCGAUGUCGAUGUGGUGAGAUGGGCAUAACACCUUACAGAUAAAAAUGCAUUAGAACCCAAUGAAAUCGUAAUAAGGCUGACAUGGUCGAUUUUUCUGCCCAGAAUAUACCAGUCUUUUUCCAUCAGAAAAGUCAGAAGAGUAGGAAGGAAAGAACCAAGGAAAAUAAGUAACUUAAGGGGUAGAGCCAGCUCAGCUCAUUUGCCAAAUCCAUAGAACAAAGCAGUCAAAUCCGAAAAGUUGACAAUACUGUACUGCAAUUGGAGCCUUGCAUUGUUGAAGCCAGGAAUCUUGUUGGAACUGGAGACGUAUGUAAUUAGCGAAAUGCCAACAAAACCAAGCUCGAAUAUGUAUAAUUCACAAUGGGCUCGAGACAAGUGGAGGUUGAAAGAGUAAUUCAGUAACAAUAAUGAUUAGCUGCAUAUGCUGAUACGAAAGGGCCUUGCAUCUGGUUCUAUAGUGAUUAUCAACUAAUCUUUUCACUGCAGUUAAGAGAGAACCAAGAGGAAGAGAUAUGGAAGCUUCGUUGUGUGGAAAAAAUUCUUCUCUCGUCCUUGGCUUGCAUGUCUAUAACAAUGUUCACAUCCACAACAAGGCUCACUUGCUCAGGCCCCUUUGAAUUUUUCUGCCCAGAUUUUUCCGUGGGCCAUAUAACAAUGGUUUAUUGUGUGGAAAAAAUUCGUCUCUCUUGUCCUUGGCUUGCAUGUCUAUAACAAUGUUCACAUCCACAACAAGGCUCACUUGCUCAGGCCCCUUUGAAUUUUUCUGCCCAGAUUUUUCCGUGGGCCAGAUAACAAUGGUUCAUUGUGUGUAAAAAAUUCAUCUCUCUUGUCCUUGGCUUGCAUGUCUAUAACAAUGUUCACAUCCACAACAAGGCUCACUUGCUCAGGCCCCUUUGAAGUUUUCUGCCCAGAUUUUUCCGUGGGCCAUAUAACAAUGGUUCAUUGUGUGGAAAAAAAUUAUUCUCUCUUGUCCUUGGCUUGCAUGUCUAUAACAAUGUUCACAUCCACAAGAAGGCUCACUUGCUCAGGGCCCUUUGAAGUUUUCUGCCCAGAUUUUUCCGUUGGCCAUAUAACAAUGGCUCAUUGUGUGGAAAAAAUUAUUCUCUCUUGUCCUUUGGCUUGCAUGUCUAUAACAAUGUCACAUCCAUGUUCCCAACUCAAGUUACUCACGGAACCCUUAUCACAAGAAGGCUGACUUGCUCAGGCCCCUUUGAAUUUAUCCGCCCGGAUUUUUCCGUGGGCCAUUGUUAUAUGGAAAGUUGAAUUUUCUCGCAGCCCUACUAUGACCACUGGCCACACACAAUUAGACUCCUUUUUUAUUGUAUGGCCUUCGCCACGUACUUGAUGGUUAAUUUGCAAAGAGGGAAGGCCAAGAUCCGCCGCUGGCUCACAAAUCAUAAUCUUCCUUGCCAGUUGACACUCUAUAUAAAGGCAAUAAACAAGUGUGCUUCUGACCAGAUUACUGAAGGAUAGCAGCUAUGGCCAGGUCUGCAGUCUGUGGGGCGGCAUUCAUCGUGGUGCUAUUAUGCGUGCUCAUGACUACUCCUUACGUCAUUAAUGCAGCGGUAACUUGCGGUCAGGUUGUCACCUUACUCACUCCAUGCAUCCCCUUUGGAGUAUUUGGAGGGACUGUGCCACCAGAAUGUUGUGCAGGCAUAAAAGGGCUACAUGAUGCACAAAACACCGCAGAGGAUCGCAGAACUGCAUGCAGUUGCAUUCAACAGGGGGCUGCAAUGAUCCCUGGGAUUGACUAUGACCGCAUUAACACGCUGGGCGAUCGAUGCGGCUCUCCUUGUCCGUACAAAGUUUACCCCUCUACUAAUUGCUCCGAGCUAAGCUGAAUCCAGAGAAUUAAUGCAGUGUCUAAGCGCGGGUAUGAGCAUGAGAAUAAAGCGACUGGUUUAUAUCAUCGAAAGCUAGCUAGAGCUAUCUUAAAACACUACGCUUAAUGAUGUGUUUUUUUUAGUACUUUGAAAGGGAGGGAUAGUAUUUGUUUAUCAAUA